This is a messenger RNA of Tremella mesenterica DSM 1558, 846 nucleotides long. RefSeq lists its product as uncharacterized. The coding region runs from base 1 to 846 and encodes 281 amino acids. The record is from RefSeq and is a predicted model, not a curated record. Lineage: Eukaryota; Fungi; Basidiomycota; Tremellomycetes; Tremellales; Tremellaceae. The transcript has 3 exons.
AUGUCCGCCUCGCCAUCAUCGUCCGUCAUCGAACCUUUACCCGAUGAUAUCGAACCGUCUGACCAAUCUCUUCGGUGGGCUGACGAGAUCGAAUCAGACCUCACCAAGAUUACCGGUCCUUACGGUCUCGAAUGGCUCACUUCCCGCAAAAACGAUCUUAUAUACGCCAACAAAGAAAGCAUCGUGAAGCAUUGUGAAAAGUAUGGUGGUGAUCUUCAACGCCCAUCCCAUGUCCCAGACCGAUUCUUUCCCUCUUCCGCCGCUCAUUACGGUCUAACGCAAUACAUUUUAAGCCGCUCAGAGUCAAAGAAGAUAGCAGGCACGGUUAAGAACUUUGUCUGCAAUCGAAGUCACAAACGGUCCCGUAAACGGACAUGGCCGUCAGAGCUCUAUACCCGAAAUGGAAGUGCUCUUAUGCAACAGAGAGAGAUAUGCCAACUCUGGCUUUCAGUUGGUCAGACUUGGGACGGUGCAACAGGUGUUGGUUUAAGCCGAAUCCCACUCAAAGAGUCCGAGUCCGAGUACGCUGGACCUCAGAACCCAAUUGAAACAAGGAUGGUCACACCCGAAGAUGUUAUGAAUAAACGUCAACGCCGUAACCCUCCACGAGCCCCACCUCCUGACUAUCGUCUCAAUCACACGCUCUCGUCGGACGAUGAGUCCGAUUUUGAAGGGCCCUUCACACCUGAUGAUCUAUUCGACAGCCUCGCCACGAAUAUCCAAGCCGCUCGUGGCAGAUACGAAGACAUGCGGACCGCUCAUCUGGAUGCCGAACGCCUCAUUGCAACUUUGAAGGCAGAAAACGAAGCGUUAUGUCAUGGAUUAGAAGACAGGCUUAGUAGAUGA